This is a messenger RNA of Ambispora leptoticha, 2220 nucleotides long. Lineage: Eukaryota; Fungi; Glomeromycota; Glomeromycetes; Archaeosporales; Ambisporaceae. The record is from the annotation of a GenBank genome assembly.
AUGUCUUGCAAAACGGUAUUAGCUUCGGAAAUAGCACAGGGCUACAGAGACCACGAAACUUCUCAAGAAGCGCGUCUUUUCCUCUUUAUAUUUGCUGCCACGGCCUUCGUCCGAGACGAAAUGAAAAACUAUAUAUCCUCAAAAGGAAUUCGUCCUAAACUUGUUGGAUUUUUGGCAAAUGAUGAUCCGGCCGCAGUAAAAUAUGCAAAAUGGACGGGAAAGUCUUGUCAAGAUAUUGGAGUGGAAUUUGAACUACGUGAAUGUCCUCGUGAGGACUUGGAAAGUCAGGUUAUGGAAGCAAAUGAGGAUAAAAGUGUGCAUGGGAUGAUAAUUUAUUAUCCGGUGUAUGGAGAUCGACAGGAUCAAUAUCUUCAAAAUGUAGUUGAUUAUCGCAAAGAUGUCGAAGGUCUAUGUCACAUGUACGUCUCUAAUAUGUAUCAUAAUAUUAGGCAUAUUGACAAAGACGAGACUAAAAAGAGUAUAAUUCCGUGUACACCAUUGGGAAUUGUAAAGGUUCUUGAGUAUAUAAAAGUUUAUAAUCCUGUUCUUCCAUACGGUAAUCGACUAUAUGGACGUGUCAUUGGGAUAAUUAAUCGAAGUGAAGUUGUCGGACGACCAUUAGCAGCAUUAUUAGCUAAUGACGGAGCAAAAAUAUAUUCUAUCGAUAUAAAUGGUGUCGAAAUAUUUACGCGUGGGACCGGAUUAAAGUGGCAUAUGCAUAAGGUGCAAAAAACAAACCUGCAAUUAGAGGAAGUAAUACCUCAAUGCGACGUAGUCAUAACGGGUGUCCCAUCCAAAUCCUAUAAACUCUCGACAGACCUGCUACGUGAUGGCGUGGUUGCUAUAAAUUUUUCAGCAUACAAGAAUUUUGAGGAGAAUGUCACCGAGAAAGCUAGUAUAUAUGUGCCGGCUGUUGGUAAAGUCACUAUUGCCAUGUUAGAACGAAAUCUUUUACGAUUAUACGAGUAUUUUCAUUUGAAUUCGAAUGAUUCGACUAUCGUUAUAUUUAUUGAUAAUUUAAGCAGAUCCAGACAGCCAAUUAAAAAAAAUGAAAAUCUUGUGAUUAUUAAUAAUGCGAUAACGAAUAAAUCCACGUUUAUAUGUAAACGAAAGAUGAAACAAUAUCUCUCAAUGCAAAUAAUUUCCAACGUUCUUAAACUCACGAUAAUACCUACUCCACAAGUGCUGCCGCAAUUUCAACAAAAAACAACUAAAAUUUUACCAAUUGUAGCGACAAGGUCAUUAUCAAAUAAACCAGAAUCAAAUGAUGGAAAGAAACAAAAGGGUCGAGAGAAAGAAAUUAGUUUAUCCGACAAGGACUGGUACAUGAUUAAGAGAGUAAAACGUCCCAUAUGGUCAAUUGAGGACGAGAAAAAACUUUUAGAAGCGUGUGAAAAAUAUGGGCGAAAAUGGAGUGUGAUUGCUAAAGAAGUAUUUGGUAUGACGCAUGAAGCAAAUAGUAUACGAACAAAGUAUCUGUAUUUGAUGAAAAAACAAGGAAUCCCGGACACUGUUAACACACGACAUAUUUGGACUCAAAAAGAAGAUAUUUUGCUGUGCAAAGCCGUGGAGGAAAUAGGUGUGGGGAAAUGGAAAGAAAUUGCGAAAAGAAUUCCCGGAAUCUCAAAUAUCCAAGCACGUGUACGUUGGGCACUAUUAAGUAAAUCGAAACGCGGGCAAUGGACGCCCGAAGAAGAUCAGAAGCUUUUAGAGCUAUACAAAAAACAUAAUGGAAAUUGGACAAGGAUUUCCGAAGAUAUGAAUAGACCUCCAUCCGUAAUUCGAACACACUACGAAAUAUGUACUAGACCCAAUCGCCAAGUUAGUUAUUGGUCUCAAGAGGAAAUCGAGGCGUUAAAGCAAGGGGUAAAAGAAUAUGGAAAUCAAUGGGAUUUGAUUAUGAAACGAUUACCUGGCAGAUCAAUGAUUUUGGCAAAACGUUUGCUACAAGAUUCGCCAAGGUUAAAUCCACAUGCUAAUGUGGGAAGAUGGUCUCAAGCGGAGAUUAAGCGGUUGCGUGAGGGAUACAAAAAAUAUGGAAAUCAGUGGAUUAAAGUUGCAAAAGUAGUUGAUACACGAACGCCAAAACAAUGUUGGCGAUAUUGGUCAGAGAAAGUAAAAUAUCCGGACAAAAAGCCUUUUCGGUUUAUUUCGGGUUUACCAAUAAAACAAGAACAAAAGGAUGAGGUUCUGGAUCAAGAUCAGACAGAAGAUAAGUAA